UACCUAUUACUUUUUGUAAACAAAAACAAAUACAGAUAAAGCAAAAUUUUGAACCAAAAGAAUAUUUAAAAAUUAAAUAAUAAACAAUGUCCAAAAGAUGCUCCGCCCAACAUUGCUUUAAUUCCAAUCUAUACACUAAAAAUAUUUCCUAUUUUAGUUUUCCAAAACACAAAAAGUUUGCAGAUCAAUGGGCUGAUUUAGCUGGUCGCAGUGACCUCAAGAAAAAGCCCCUCUUGAGGGUCGUAAAAUAUUUCCUCUGCUCUGAACAUUUUACUGCCAAUUGCUUUGUCGAUAUAGAAACAAAGCAAAAACUUAAAAGAGACCUUCCACAUUCGAUAGCUCUUCCUUCGAUUUUCAAAAACAAUUUACAAGAAACAAUGCAUAUUUCCAAUCCAAAACAAACAAUGGAAGUGCAUAAUAUCAUUUUACUUGAUAGCGUUGAAGAUUUUGGAAGAAAACUAUGUGAAAAUGCUAUUUCUGAUGAAAUAGCUUCUGAUAGUUUGAGUGGAGAUGGAGAAUCAGCUAAUGAAUUUGAAAAGAUAAAUAAAGAACCUUUGGUAACGAAAGUGGAAGUAUUGGAGAAUGUAGAAAUAUUAAAAGAGGUGGAAUAUCCUUGUCAUGAAGAUUAUGGAGAUCUAGACGAAAUACUAUUAGAUAUUGCGACUGUUAAACCACUUCCAAAACAAUGUAGACUUUGUUUUAAAGAAUUGGCAGGUGACGAAGAUACAACACAAUUCGGAGAGUCAUUGCAUUUGCGAGAAUUCAUAACCAGAGUAAUGAGUGAUAAGAUAACCGUUGGUGAUGAAUUUUCACAGAUUGUCUGUAAAAAUUGUGAAAACAAUUCAUUACUUUGCCUCAUCAUAAUCCAACAAAUGGAUGGAACUCAGGAUAAAAUUAUAUCUUCUGCUAAAUAAUUGACGUAGCACAUGCUUGGAAUUCAAAAUUUGCAUGAUGUAAAUACUAAUCGGGAAUAAGAAAUGACUUCACUCUAUGCAUGUGUAGUGUAUAAGUAUCUAAAAUAAAAUAC
Molecule: messenger RNA, 1027 nt
Organism: Episyrphus balteatus (marmalade hoverfly)
Lineage: Eukaryota; Metazoa; Arthropoda; Insecta; Diptera; Syrphidae
Exons: 3
Coding region: 87-914 (275 amino acids)
Source: RefSeq, a predicted model, not a curated record